Diaporthe batatas is the source of this 2840-nucleotide messenger RNA. RefSeq lists its product as uncharacterized. The record is from RefSeq and is a predicted model, not a curated record. NCBI's taxonomy places the organism in Eukaryota, Fungi, Ascomycota, Sordariomycetes, Diaporthales, Diaporthaceae. The transcript has 4 exons. Bases 495 to 2225 code for a protein of 576 amino acids.
CAGAAAGCCCCCCUAAGCAUCUGACUCCUUGAUCACGUAGAGUGUGUCUGAACUGCCUAGGUCAUUUCAGUGGGCAUAUUGUAUGACCAAGGCAGGGCCCGUACGUAUGACGACCAGCUUAGAGAUCAUGGAGGGGCUACUACCGCCUUGUCAGUACAAAACUUACGGAGUACUAAGCAUACCCGGAUUUAGCAGUCCUUGUUGGCAUUUGACGUCGCACUUCACCCUCCCAACUAAACAGCCAACGACCAAAGGCCACACUUCCGUGCAACCCCGACGAAACCAAAACUCGCCGUCCCAUCUUUUGAGAACCCAGUCCACAUCACCCUUUGCAUCCUGAAGGACUUGAAGGACGGCCUUGACUCACGACUCAACAACGUUGUGCAGCAAACGGCCUGCAGCCGAACCCCCCACGUCACCGAACCGAGUGAUUGGAGCAGGUGCGGCGCUUUAUUGGCGGCCGUAUCGCCUGCACUGCCAUCUUUGUCUGGGAAAUGCCCUACCAAGACAACCGCCGUCUACUAGACUUUUCCCAGGCCGAAGUACGAGGCGAAGACGAACUCGAACGAAUCAUCAAUCGAGUGCGGCACGAGCGACUGCGUCUGCACAGGAGCCGUCUACUGCAGAGGGUUGAGAUUGGAAGAGAUCUUGACGGAGAGCCACGCACUGGCGGCGAGCGAGACGCUUCCGAGGCCGCCGCAGUAGGAGCCACGGCGAUUCCAAGGCCCCGUCCAGGCCUGGCUAGCAGCGACGGGGAGACUGCUCCUCCUGCAAACAUGUCUAGCAAUCAACGUGAUCUCCAACGCAGAUUCUCACGAGAGCCUGCACCCCGCCACUCGGAAGCCCUGCCCAGCUUCGCGAGCCUCGCGACUGCCACAGCCCUCCCACCUCUACGCUCUCUCACUCGGCGAGGCUCUGCAACUUCCACGCCCCCCGGCUCGAGUGGCCGCCCGCCUCGCCAACGGCUGGCCGAGAGGUGGCUUGAUCGAUACCGAACUUCGGAGAACCGAACGUCGAACCCGAGCAGCUUCGAAGACUUGGAGUACGACCUGGACGAUGCGAACUCACAGCUGCGUGCGCUCCUCGAAUACACAAACACCGCCAUGAUGUCAUCUCCUCUCAGCCCAACAUCCCACUCACAUACUCCCUAUCCAGAGCAUGCCGAGGACAACCGUCGGGUGAAACGGCGGAAGCUGGAUUUCGAGAGGACGGGGUCCAGUUUUCAAGGGUUCCGCUAUGGCAGAUUUGGCCAGAUCGAGCCAGGCCAGCUGAAAAUGGAGAUUGAGAGCUGUGACGGUGGAAUGUAUGCCGACAGCAACGUGAACCCCCCGGAGAGCAUCCUGAAGAGGGAUGCAUCUGUCUACUGUACGAAGCGAAACCGUUGCAACCUCGUUCUGAAGCACCAGGGUGCCACCGUCUUCACACUCACAGAAUUGGUGAUUAGGGCACCAAGUGCCAACUAUUCGUCACCGAUUCGGGAGGGCAUGGUAUUUGUUUCUAUGGCAUGCGACGAGGUCCUCAACAGGACAGCGCAGUAUCAGGUCCAGUAUGUGCCGCGCAACGACACGAACACGCCCGCAGAACGGGUCCCGGCACCAUCUGCACGGCAUAACUACGAUGGAGCGGCAUCGGCUACGAGCCGUUCGCGCCAGAGACGCAUUAAUCUCAACACCCGCCUGGAAGAGGCCCUGGAGCACAAAGCCGCAGUGUUCCCGGUCGAACCCCUGCCCUUCCCUGUAACAGUGGCCACAGACUGCAGUGAUAGCGAGGAUUCGCCGGUGCCGCGCCUGCUCAGACGGCAACCGCCUCCGCCCAAUAGGAUUGGGCCACUGCCAUUUGAGAGCGACGACAGUGAGGACGGCGAAAACGGGUUUGCUUCGUGGAACGACGACUUGGGGUUCAACGACGACGACGGCACGCCUCCACCCCCGCCGGCGCCUGCGAGCCGACAUGCUCACGACAUGACGCUGGCGGAGGCAGCUGAGGCAUCCCAGCUUGCCACCCAAGAGGCCGUGAGGGCGGUCGGGGGCGAGCUGCUUGCGCCACACGCCAAGUUCUACAUCGAGAAGGACAAAAACAGGUGCACUAUAAAGUUUGACCCUCCAAUCUCGGGGAGGUAUAUUCUUCUCAAGAUGUACCAUCCAACGUCUAACAUCGACGUGCAAGGUGUCUUUGCGAAGGGCUUCGCAGGUCCACGCUACUUCCCCAGCACAGAUCUACGAUGAACCAAGUUCAGUGUGAAACAGGUCGGGAGACGGGGCUGUCGGUUCGGUAUCCGAGCCUCGCAAGAUGCAACAAAUAAAAGAGUCGCGCCCACUACACAGUCCAUUGUAUAGUUAUACGACGAAGGCACGUUGGGACCGCAUGGGACUGAUUCCCCAGGCAUUUCUUUGGGCGACUGCCGUUUGCUGGCAGUAAUACCUGAAUGCACAGCACAUUGCAUGUUUUGUGAGCGUUAGUUAGUCCUGUUUGAUGAACAACGCAAUGAAGAUGGAGAUAGAUACCUUGGCAUCACAUUAUUGGCCUUAUCAUCUGUUCAAACUCAAUGCUGAAGGUCAAUGUUGCUGCUGACAGGGUCCCAUUUCUCUCUAGGAGAGAAUCCACUGGCAGUGCUGUAAGGCUGGAUUGGUCGGCUGUGCUGACCGACUCCACGGCCCACUCAGGGUGCACUGCCCUGAUAGCCUAAAUCCUGUCUAGCCCGCAUUCCAGAGUAGCCAAAGCGUUGUGGAGUGGUGAGCCCAAGUCAAUGCGAUGCAAGACGAUCUUUGGCGGACAUACAGGCUGACAGUGCGUGGAUAGAUCGUCUAGAACGCGAUGGUUGCUGGCACAAACAGCCAGAC